Molecule: messenger RNA, 779 nt
Organism: Cydia splendana
Lineage: Eukaryota; Metazoa; Arthropoda; Insecta; Lepidoptera; Tortricidae
Exons: 3
Coding region: 80-565 (161 amino acids)
Biological process (GO): transcription by RNA polymerase II; transcription initiation at RNA polymerase III promoter
Cellular component (GO): nucleus
Source: RefSeq, a predicted model, not a curated record
UCAGCUGUUGCUGUUGCAGCUGGUUUUUUCGGUGUGGUUGUAUUUUUGUUUGGAGGUAAAAACCCAACUCGACAAAAGAAUGGUCCAGAGAACCGUGUACUCGCGCAUCAGCGUUCGUAUAGCUGAGGAAAAACAGCUCCUAGCAGAAGAGAAAUGGAUCAUCAAUGCCCUUACCAAAGUUCGCAAGGAGCGCAACCGUUUACAGAUUGAUAGAUUGGAGCUAGAAAACCAAAAGAUGCAGCUAAUGAAACGGUCCCGCUCCCAAGCAACACCGGCGCGGCCCGAGACGCCCUCAGAGAAGGUCAUGAAGCUAAUGAACUCCGCAAGCACAAGUGCUUCGAUCCCGGAGCUCGAGGACCUCGCUCAUGAGAUCAGCAAGGAGGCUCUCUGCAAUGAGCAGGAGCUCAAUCUCACUGUUACUAAUCCUAUAUUGAGUCUCAACUACAACAACAUGGUGGAAGAGGAAGUGGACUCGGAAGGCUCAGACGACGCUGACAGAGUGUUACUGGACAUGAACAUGUUCAUGAAUGGGGACCCUUAUGGAAAACCUGGGAAGAACAAAUAAUACCUUUCUUUAAUCAGUUAGUUUGUUAUUAAUUAGAAUAGCUAGUAUGUUAGUCUAACCCUUUGACCGUCAAGAUGUUGAUUGACGCGCGCGGCUAGUCUAAUAUCCAACUUUGUGCAUUUGGACAACAUUCACGAUGACGCGCCGUGCACGACAGGUGGGGAGUUAAAAGGGUUAAGGAAUAAUCUCAAAUAUGGUUCUACGGAAGGAGCUU